AUGUAUGGAAAACUGAGGGGUGACUUUGAUAGAGUACCAUGGAGGAAACUGGUGCACAACAGUGUUGGAGUGCCAAAAUGGAACUUUAUAGUCUUCCUAGCUGCACAUAGAAGAUUGAUGACUAAAGACAGGCUGAGGGGUUUGGACUGUGUGGAGGAUGUAACAUGUUCUCUAUGUAACAGUGAAGAGGAGACAGUGGAUCAUUUGUUCUUUAAAUGUACCUAUUCGUCGAGAGUAUGGAAAGCAAUGCUACAAUGGCAAGGGAUCCAGAGACAACCAAUGAUGUGGGCAGAUGAACUUGAGUGGGCAGGGAAGUACUAUAAAGGGAGGAGUAUAACAGCUGAGUUGUAUAAACUUGUACUGGCAGGCACACUGUAUUACAUAUGGCAAGAGAGGAAUGGCAGGAUCUUCAAAGGAGUGCAACGACCAGAAGUUACUAUAAGCAGAGCAAUAACGCAGGAUGUGCACGGGCGAGGAGAAAGUAAACACGGGUUACAAAGAAGGCUACGGGAACUCAACUACUAUCCUAGUAUGUAA
Messenger RNA from Nicotiana attenuata, 537 nucleotides. RefSeq lists its product as uncharacterized. NCBI's taxonomy places the organism in Eukaryota, Viridiplantae, Streptophyta, Magnoliopsida, Solanales, Solanaceae. The transcript has a single exon. The record is from RefSeq and is a predicted model, not a curated record. The coding region runs from base 1 to 537 and encodes 178 amino acids.